AUGCUGUUACGGGCGAAAUUGAUGAAAACCGUUGAUCCUGUUGAGAGAUGCUCCCUUCAGAAACAGUCUUCACAGUUAGCCUUUGAGGCUGUUGAGCUUGAUCCAAAUUCCGGUCUAGCACAUUCUUGCCUGGGUAAUUCACUUUUCCUUGAGUUUUUCAACACCGGUCAGGUUAAUGAGGAUUUGCUGAAACGAGCGUGCAGCGAAUAUCGUCUCGCUCUGCAGUGUGGAAAAGAAUAUCGCAAUGCCGAUUUGCAUUUGAAUGCUGGAGCUGCUUUCCGCUAUGAAGAGAACUACGCUGAAGCAUUAGCCAAUCUUCGAUUAGCGGUGAAGUAUGAUCCCAGUGAUGUCAUCGGUUCUCACGGACGUUUAUCAUCAUUCACGCAAUUUCUCGUCAAUGUUGCAUCGGGCAUUCAAAAUGCAGGUGACUGCGUGCUUUUAAAUUGGCUAUUUAGCGUCACUUCGUGCAAUUCGUGA
Messenger RNA from Haemonchus placei, 477 nucleotides. Lineage: Eukaryota; Metazoa; Nematoda; Chromadorea; Rhabditida; Trichostrongylidae. The record is from the annotation of a GenBank genome assembly.